Messenger RNA from Fusarium redolens, 1605 nucleotides. RefSeq lists its product as uncharacterized. The coding region runs from base 141 to 1469 and encodes 442 amino acids. The record is from RefSeq and is a predicted model, not a curated record. Lineage: Eukaryota; Fungi; Ascomycota; Sordariomycetes; Hypocreales; Nectriaceae. Gene Ontology annotation, molecular function: zinc ion binding; DNA binding. The transcript has 7 exons. Gene Ontology annotation, biological process: DNA-templated transcription.
GUAUAACCUUGGAGUGCCGCACCUUCGGCUGAGACCAUAUCUCCAUUCCGUGCUCACCACGGAUCUCCGUUGUCCUCCCCCUAUCUCUCCGUCUCGGGAAAUAGAGUUCCGGGCCACUUGAACUUUUAACGCUAUGGUUUAUGGAAAUGAGUGCUAUCGAGAGUCCUGAGUCGCCUGGCCUGGGCCGUAUUGCUCUUACGCAAAGCAGGAAGGCUAAACUGAAGCUGCAGUGCACUCAGUCACUACGUGCCCCUAGGCCGAAACGGAAUGGAGUGCAAAAGACUAUAGGCGCAGAGUACGGGGAGAAGAUCGACCUCAUUGAUAGAAGGUUGGAGCAGAUAGAUCGUUGUAUCAGUCAACUCGCUACGGACGGGAACAAUCGAUCUCGCCAGAUUACCGAUGACCUCGCGUCCUCGAGCCCAAAUACUUCGAGCCGCUCCGUUUGUUCACCGCAGUCGAUCGAUAACCAAUUGCCAACCAAUUCGGCAAGCCAGAACAACCUAUCCGUUCGCAUAGCAAGUCAGCACGCCACGGCAUCUCCCGCGACUGAGGCAAACUUUCCUACGGGACAGAAAGAGGGAGAAGGAUUGGUCUUGGAAGGCGGAUCCUCGCUGUCUGCCCACUCAACGCUGGCAAUAGAUUUUCUGGAUAGAGUGGCUGGUGCAGAUCGACGCAAGGGAUUUGACUUUGAAACACGAGAGCUGUUGGAUUCGCUCCGUCAGAUUGUUCAUGUAACCAAGGCGCAGCCCCCAUAUGCAGGAGGUCUCUUUUCUUUUGCACGGCCUUCUGCAGCUCUGCGACCUAAGCCCGCUACCAUGCCGCCAAUCAAAGUUGCUGCAGCCGCGAUCCGCAGUGCUGAAGGCUUUUUCCGCGAUGAUACCCUUGAGGGAGCUGAAGCACCAGAGAAUCACAGGGAGGAAUACAAGCUCUCCUGUCACCACGACAUGACCUUGGCUCUUCUUUUCGGUGCCAUCUAUGCUAUUGAACUGUCAAAACCAUCUAUGGCUUGGAUCCUUGUCCUCGCGGCAUAUCAAACUGCGUACUUUCUUGGUUACCACACCAGAAAACCAGGGUCGUCUGCGUGGUGCGAUACCUCAAGUAACUCCGGUCUCCUCUUCUGGGCAAUUUACUAUCUAGAAAAGAAAUUAUGUCUUCGCUUGGAGCGCUGCUCUACAAUCCCCGACUUUGAGAUCACUGUUCCAUUCCCAGGUGGCAGCCCUGCUAUGGACUACUGCAGGAACAUGGUCAAGCUCGCCACCCUAGCUGGAAAGAUUUAUGAGAAGCUGUACAGUGCACAAGCACUUGUUUCACUGAACGAAGAUGGUGCCUUUCGAGUAAUGACCUUUUCUCAGGAACUUGAUGCAAUUCACGAGCAGUCGCAAAAUGUCAUUAGAGAAUGGCACCGAUCUGCCGUACACGAGCAACAACGCGCACUAAUCGAAUACAUGUCUGCAUCGGACGAAUCCUAAGGUAUUCGAUGCAGACGCUGAUACACCGGACCUUGCCCGCCCCUGUAGGGUCGCACGUAUCAUUUACUAAAGAGUGCAUUGAUUCUGCCAGGAAAGCUCUUAUGUGCCAUCAAUCAUCUUCAAUAUUUCUUUUGGG